This is a messenger RNA of Gamsiella multidivaricata, 1437 nucleotides long. RefSeq lists its product as uncharacterized. The transcript is spliced from 2 exons. The record is from RefSeq and is a predicted model, not a curated record. NCBI's taxonomy places the organism in Eukaryota, Fungi, Mortierellomycota, Mortierellomycetes, Mortierellales, Mortierellaceae. The coding region runs from base 1 to 1221 and encodes 406 amino acids.
AUGGGCAUAAGAGGCCUUUACAGUACUCUGAAGAAGCGCGGUUUGGAUCCAGUUGCCGCGGAUCCUCAAGAUUACCAGAACCAAGCUGUUGAGGUUGACCUCUUCGGCGCGUUUUAUGGAUCCCUCGUUCGCCAGAUCACGGAUGAUUACGAUCCAAGCAAGGUCCGAGCUGUCGGUCUCACGAUGGCAGCGCGUUUGGCGAAGGACUUUACCCCUGCGCAAUGUACGAUUCACAUCGAUGGCGCCCCAUCCCAACAGAAGCGGAGUGAGCACAUCAGGCGAAAGAACAGACUGACAGCGGACCUCAAGAAGUUGCAGGCGAACUUGAAAGUCAUGAGCACGAAGUCGUCGAACGGCCAAUGGACCUCGAAGAGCGUGGUAACGAAGAUCAAGAAGGGCCUCCGCGAUGUAUACAGAUUUGAUGCAGCAGCCAAGCAGACACUCCGGGAUGCCUUACGAGAAAAGGGGUUUUCUGUCUGCACUUGCAGGACCGAGGCCGACACCUGCAUUGCACGCACACUGACCAUGGCAGCCGGUAGCUUCGUGGUGUCAGCAGAUUCUAAUCUGUUGAUAUAUCUGUCGGUCACCAAGAUUUUGCGGCCGAUCUUCCACGGCCUGGCCUAUGCAUUGUACACCAAGGAGAGUGUUACCAAUGCACUUCACGUUCCCAGCGCAGACUAUGUGACGUUGCUGGGCAUCGUGUCCAAGAACGACUAUACCGAGAACAUUCCCGGCCUUGGAAUAGUUCGCAAUCUGGAGAUCAUCCGCGCUCUAUCCCAGUCGCCCGAUAUCAGCUAUAUGUUCGAUGCUUACAGAUUCAUGGCAGCCAUCAAAACCCACGAGGUUACCAACCAGAGCCGAUUCAAGCCAUCGGAAGACAUCUUUUUGGAUCUCGAGGAGAAAGUGCUCCAACUGCAGCCAGGAGAUGAGGCCGCCGAUGAGGACAUGCUCGGCUUUGAUUUCAACAGUGCAGCACCGCAGUUCCGGCACCUCGAGCUGCAGCGAUUUGCCGUCGCUGCAUAUCAGCAUGCGAGUAGAAGUGCGGUUCCCUUCUACGUUGCGAGGAACUCAAAGCGGAACCAGUUCCGGUCGAUCUUUUCAGACAAGAAAUCAAUCCUACCACGACAAUCGAUUGACUUCUCGACUGUCGUACCUCACGAUCGCCCACAGCCAAAAGCAAAGCCCCCCGUCAAGACUCGGAAGGCGGUCCUGAAGAAUUAGAACAAAAAAAGGAGGAAGAAGGAGGCACUGCCGAGAAAACGGAAAGGGGUGGGCUCUGCCGACCCAUCGAACCCACGACCCACUUCUGCAACUGCAGCGGACCGUCGCCUCCGCAAGCUGCAUAUAACCAAGGCACUCACUGUGGGGAGUGUCCAGGCCAACAUAAAGCGAAUGGAUCAGAUCUCGGUUGCAGAAAGCAGGUUCCUUUCAGACAGG